AUGGGCAGGGCACUGAAAACCACACAUGUCGAAGGUUUAACCAUAACAACUAUGUUGAAGGACUGGCUCCCAACAAGGAAAACCCCCCCUUUUUUUUUCAUUUUUUGGCUUGCGACGGCACAACUUCCCGCCUCCACCGCCACCACACGCCGCCACUUGGGGCGGCACCGGUUCCGUUGGAACCACCACACUUCCUACUUUCCAUUCCACCCCACCACCACCUCGAUCCGCCGUCGUGGUCGCCGGAAACAGCCACGAAACGUAGCGGUUUUGACAGAUUUUUGCCCAACUUUCGACCUCUCGUUCUCUCUCAUUUCUCCACCAAAUUUGACGAGUAAGGUACUCCGACCACGCAUUCGCAGCAGGCGGGACCCUCUCAGGGUCAGGCAGUGUGGGACUACUUCCAGUAGUCGACUGAGCUCCGCAGCUGAGCCGGAUCGUGUGCUCACGAGCCUUGAGCCUUCGUAGGAUUCCUUCAUUCUGUUUCCCUUGAACUUUGUUUUUGUUGUAUUUAAAUUCCUUAGAUAUGCUCUGUUAUCGCCCUUGCUAGGGUUUGAUCUUUGAGGCCGGAGGCCUUUGUUGUAAACUGUUUAUUUGCUUUAAAGCAUG
Molecule: messenger RNA, 609 nt
Organism: Prunus dulcis (almond)
Lineage: Eukaryota; Viridiplantae; Streptophyta; Magnoliopsida; Rosales; Rosaceae
Exons: 4
Coding region: 1-468 (155 amino acids)
Source: RefSeq, a predicted model, not a curated record